UUCGUACCCACGGGCACUCCGAUCCACACAUAUUGGCGCCAUUUUGGAGCUAGGAGGGGGAAGAGAGCUGCAGAGGAGGACACGAUCGAUCACAAUUCACCGUAACAGGCAGCGCAGAGCUAAAGAGAAUGGCUCACUCUAAAGCUCGAGUCACAGAUGGGAAGGUCACCUACCCCCCGGGGGUCAAGGAGAUCUCCGACAAAAUCUCCAAAGAGGAAAUGGUCCGCAGGCUCAAGAUGGUCGUGAAGACCUUCAUGGACAUGGACCAGGACUCCGAGGAAGAGAAGGAGCUGUACCUGAACCUGGCCCUCCACCUGGCCUCCGACUUUUUCCUCAAACACCCGGACAAAGAUGUCCGUCUACUGGUGGCUUGCUGUCUGGCGGACAUAUUCAGGAUUUACGCCCCAGAGGCGCCCUACACCUCCCCAGACAAACUCAAGGACAUUUUUAUGUUCAUCACAAGACAGCUCAAAGGACUGGAGGACACUAAAAGCGCUCAGUUCAACAGAUACUUCUAUCUGCUCGAGAACAUAGCGUGGGUGAAGUCCUACAAUAUUUGCUUUGAGCUUGAAGACAGCAAUGAGAUUUUCACCCAGCUUUACAGAACACUCUUCCAGGUCAUCAACAACGGCCACAACCAAAAGGUGCACAUGCAUAUGGUCGACCUGAUGAGCUCCAUCAUCUGUGAGGGAGACACUGUGUCGCAGGAGCUGCUGGACACUGUGUUGGUCAACCUGGUCCCUGCACACAAGAAUUUGAAUAAACAAGCGUACGACCUGGCCAAAGCGCUGCUGAAGAGAACCGCUCAGGCUAUUGAACCAUACAUCACCAACUUCUUCAACCAGGUGCUGAUGCUGGGGAAGACCUCGGUCAGCGAUCUGUCUGAACAUGUCUUCGACCUCAUCCUGGAGCUCUACAACAUCGACAGCCACCUGCUGCUCUCUGUGUUGCCGCAGCUGGAGUUUAAGCUCAAGAGUAAUGAUAAUGACGAGAGGUUGCAAGUGGUGAAGCUGCUGGCUAAGAUGUUUGGAGCAAAGGACUCUGAGUUGGCUGCACAGAACAAACCGCUCUGGCAGUGUUACCUCGGCAGGUUUAACGACAUCCACGUGCCCAUCAGGCUGGAGUGUGUGAAGUUCGCCAGUCACUGUCUAAUGAACCACCCGGACUUGGCCAAAGACCUCACAGAGUUCCUGAGGGUUAGAUCACAUGACCCAGAAGAAGCCAUCCGCCACGAUGUCAUCGUGUCUAUAGUAACUGCUGCCAAGAAAGACUUGUCUCUAGUAAAUGAUGCGUUGCUCAAUUUUGUAAAGGAGAGGACUUUGGACAAGCGAUGGCGUGUACGUAAGGAGGCCAUGAUGGGCUUGGCAUCGAUCUACAGGAAGUACUCUCUGCAGGGAGAAGGAGGGAGGGAGGCCUCCAAGCAGAUUUCCUGGAUCAAAGACAAGCUCCUUCAUAUCUACUACCAAAACAGCAUUGAUGACAGGUUGCUGGUGGAGCGGGUCUUUGCCCAGUACAUGGUUCCUCACAACCUGGAAACCACUGAGAGGAUGAAGUGUCUGUACUACCUGUACGCCACCCUGGACACAAAUGCUGUCAAAGCUUUGAAUGAGAUGUGGAAGUGCCAGAAUCUGCUGAGGCAUCAUGUCAAAGACCUGCUCGACUUGAUCAAGAAACCCAAGUCUGAUGCAUCAAGCAAGGCCGUAUUUGCCAAAGUCAUGGUGAUCACAAGAAACCUGCCAGACCCGGGAAAGGCCCAGGACUUUGUGAAGAAGCUGGCUCAGGUCCUGGAUGAUGACGAGCGGAUCAGAGAUCAGUUGGAAACCCUGGUCAGCCCCUCGUGUUCCUGCAAGCAGGCCGAAGUCUGUGUGCGAGACAUCACCAAAAAGCUCGGCAGCCCCAAACAGCCCAGCAAUCCAUUCCUGGAAAUGGUCAAGUUCCUUCUGGAGAGAAUUGCUCCCGUACAUAUCGACACAGAAUCCAUCAGCGCGUUGGUGAAACAGGUUAACAAAUCUAUAGACGGAACAGCUGAUGACGAGGAGGAGGGCGUCCCCACUGAAGAGGCCAUCAGAGCAGGACUGGAACUGCUAAAGGUGCUUUCGUUCACACACCCGGUGUCGUUCCACUCUGCAGAGACGUUUGAGUCUCUGCUUGGCUGCCUGAAGAUGGAUGACGAGAAGGUCGCGGAGGCUGCUCUGCAGAUCUUCAAGAACACGGGCAGCAAGAUGGAGGAGAGCUUUCCUCACAUCAAAUCCGUUUUGCUGCCUGUACUGCAGGCCAAAGCCAAGCGAGGGCCCCCCCGCCAGGCCAAGUACGCCAUCCACUGCAUCAACACCAUGUUCACCAACAGAGACACACACUUCGCCCAAAUCUUUGAGCCUCUGCACAAAGGCCUGGACCCUGCUAACCUUGAGCAGCUCAUCACUCCUCUGACCACUCUGGGUCAUCUGGCUCAGCUGGCCCCGGAACAGUUUGCUGCGCCGCUCAAAUCCCUCGUCGCCAACUUCAUUGUGAAGGAUCUGCUCAUGAAUGACCGGAUUCCGGGCAAGAAGACAACCAAACUUUGGGUUCCGGAUGAGGAAGUGUCCCCCGAGACUCUGGCUAAGAUCCAGGGAAUAAAGCUGAUGGUCCGGUGGUUACUGGGAGUGAAGAACAAUCAGAGCAAAUCAGGCAACUCCACGCUGAGGAUGCUGACUGCUAUUCUACACAGCGAUGGAGACCUAACGGAGCAGGGCAGGAUGGGAAAACCAGACAUGUCCCGGCUGCGGCUGGCGGCGGCGUGCGCCCUUCUGAAGCUGGCCCAGGAGCCCUGCUAUCACGAAAUCGUCACGCUGGAGCAAUACCAGCUGUGUGCGCUCGUCAUCAACGACGAGUGCUACCAAGUGCGACAAGGUUUUUCCCAGAAGCUCCACCGGGGGCUGUGCCGCCUCCGUCUGCCUCUGGAGUACAUGGCGGUGUUUGCUCUGUGCGCCAAGGACCCCGUGAAGGAGAGGAGGGCUCACGCACGCCAGUGCCUGGUGAAAAAUGUCAACAUACGCAGAGAGUACCUCAAACAGCACGCUGCCAUCAGUGACAAGCUGUUCUCUCUGCUGCCGGAGUACGUGGUGCCUUACACCAUCCACCUGCUGGCACAUGACCCCGACUACGUCAAAGUACAGGACAUCGAGCAGCUCAAAGAAAUCAAAGAGGCUCUGUGGUUCGUCCUGGAGAUUAUCAUGGCCAAGAAUGAGAACAACAGCCAUGCCUUUAUAAGGAAAAUGGUGGAAAAUAUCAAACAGACGAAAGACGCGCAGUCCCCCACUGAUGCCAAAACCAACGAGAAACUCUACACGGUGUGCGAUGUGGCCAUGCACAUUAUCAUGUCAAAGAGCACCACCUACAGCUUAGAGUCUCCAAAAGACCCCGUGCUGCCCACAUGCUUCUUCACCAAACCCGACAAGAACUUCAGCAACACAAAAAACUAUCUGCCAGCAGAGAUGAAGUCUUUCUUCACACCUGGAAAGCCCAAGUCGGCUAACGUUUUGGGUGCAGUGAACAAGCCGCUGUCGUCCGCGGGGAAACCAAUUCAGAGCAAAGCUUCGCGCAUGGAGACGGCCAGCAACGACGACCCGUCGUCCAACCCGGGCUCCCCGCAGCGCAGCAAGACCAGGCUUGACAGCACAGAAAUGGAUCACAGUGAAAACGAGGACAUCAGCCUAAAGCGAGCCGACACCACUGACAAGGACGUUGAAAAGCCCCGCGGUCGAAAACGAGCAGUGACCUCCGCUGACGACCAGGACAGCAAACCGAAGCGCGGCCGCAAGAAGGCGGCGGCCAACACGGCCGCUGUGGCCGAGUCCGAGGACCAGUGGGACGAGGACAACCGGCCGGAGGACGAGCAGAACAGCCCGCCCAAGAAGGCCCGGCGGGGCCGGCCCCCGAAGGCGGCCACGCCGGGCCAGGACACUCCGGCCAAGGGGAAGAGGGGCCGAAAGAAGGCCGCUCCUCCGCCAGAGGAGGAGGAGGAGGAGGGAGAUGAGGAAGAGGAGGAGGAGGAGGAAGAAGAGGAAGCAGAGGCGGCGGCGGCGGUGGAGGAGGAGGAAGAGGAGGACGGGAGCAGUGAAAACACUGAGUUGAAGACCAAGGGAGGCCGGCCAGCCAGAGCGCCGCGGCGAUCACAAGGCAGGGCGGAGCCGGCGGAGUCCACGCCGCAGAAGAGGAGGGGACGUCCGCCCAAAUCGGCCCAGCCCCCCGCCAAGAAUCCAGCGCGCGGUGGGCGAUCGAAGGCAGCUGCUGCUAAAGAGGACUCGGAGGAGGAAGAAGACGAAGACGAGGAGGAGGAGGAGCCAACACCGAAGGUACCGACGGGACGCAAGAAGCCAGCGGGGCGAAGAAGAUGAGCAGGAAGGUGGGGGAGGAGAAACGAGGACGGCGUGUUGUGGAGGAACGACGUAGAAAAGAAAAUACGGACAUUGAACUUUUUAAAAACUUUUCAUACGCCGACGCUCCUACUGUUACAUUCACACACCUGCAUCUGCCACGUGCACGCUGCAUCAGUGCAUCCUUAUCGUCCGCUGUGGGUCGUUGCAUUGUGUUGCGUUGUGAAGAUGUUCGCCACGUUCAGUCAAAAUAAUUUUAACAGGAAAAAAAAAAAAAAAAAAAAGCCCACUUGUAAAUAGUCUCUUAUGUCUGUUUCAUGUUCUGUUGUUGUUUGAUGCUGACGGGGGGGGGGUGCUGUAAAGCCUUUUACCCGCCAAUAUUAUUAUUAAAAUGCUUCCAUAAAGCAAUAUUGCUUAUCAAUCAUUCCCUCUGUGUCUCACCCUUUUUAAAAACAGAAAUAGAUCAACCAUCUUUUUUUGUGACAUUAAUUGUCAUUUUACUUUAAAACAUGCAUUUUUGUUGACAGAUCUGUAUAUUAAAAACUUUUUUACUUUGUAUUGGGGGGGGG
Molecule: messenger RNA, 4924 nt
Organism: Pungitius pungitius (ninespine stickleback)
Lineage: Eukaryota; Metazoa; Chordata; Actinopteri; Perciformes; Gasterosteidae
Gene: pds5b
Product: PDS5 cohesin associated factor B
Exons: 35
Coding region: 129-4376 (1415 amino acids)
Biological process (GO): DNA repair; mitotic sister chromatid cohesion
Cellular component (GO): chromatin; nucleus
Molecular function (GO): DNA binding
Source: RefSeq, a predicted model, not a curated record